Molecule: messenger RNA, 1752 nt
Organism: Dipodomys spectabilis (banner-tailed kangaroo rat)
Lineage: Eukaryota; Metazoa; Chordata; Mammalia; Rodentia; Heteromyidae
Gene: Chrna10
Product: cholinergic receptor nicotinic alpha 10 subunit
Exons: 6
Coding region: 151-1494 (447 amino acids)
Biological process (GO): regulation of membrane potential; monoatomic ion transmembrane transport; nervous system process
Cellular component (GO): synapse; postsynaptic membrane; neuron projection
Molecular function (GO): transmembrane signaling receptor activity; acetylcholine-gated monoatomic cation-selective channel activity
Source: RefSeq, a predicted model, not a curated record
GAAGAGUUCUUGGUCUUGUUCUGCUGAGAGCAGCAGGCUCAUUGGCUCAUCCAAGGCCGGGGUACUGUCUACAUUAUCCUUGCCAUCAGGGCCUGAUGCUGCCCUAGGUCUGACUAGGAGACCCACCUCACCUCUGGCUGUGUCAGGACCAUGAGGACUGGAAGCCACCGUCUCCAUCUGGCCUUUCUGUUCCUGUUGCUACUCCCUGCAGAGUGCCUGGGAGCUGAGGGCAAGCUGGCUCACAAGCUGUUCCGUGACCUAUUCACCAACUACAAAAGUGCCCUGAGACCUGUGGCAGACACAGACCAGACUCUGAAUGUGACCCUGGAGGUGACACUGUCCCAGAUCAUCGACAUGGAUGAACGGAAUCAGGUGCUGACCCUGUACCUGUGGAUCCGGCAGGAGUGGUCUGAUGCCUACCUACGAUGGGACCCAGAUGCCUACGGUGGCCUGGAUGCCAUCCGCAUCCCCAGCAGUCUUGUGUGGCGACCAGACAUCGUACUCUACAACAAGGCAGACACGCAGGCGCCAGCGUCGGUCAACACGAACGUGGUGGUGCGUCACGACGGCGCGGUGCGCUGGGACUCCCCGGCCAUCACGCGCAGCUCGUGCCGCGUGGACGUGUCCGCCUUCCCGUUCGACGCGCAGCGCUGCGGCCUGACGUUCGGCUCGUGGACGCACGGCGGCCACCAGCUGGACGUGCGUCCGCGCGGCGCCUCGGCCGGCCUGGCGGACUUCGUGGAGAACGUGGAGUGGCGCGUGCUGGGCAUGCCGGCGCGCCGGCGCGUGCUCACGUACGGCUGCUGCUCCGAGCCCUACCCCGACGUCACCUUCACGCUGCUGCUGCGCCGCCGCGCCGCCGCCUACGUGUGCAACCUGCUGCUGCCCUGCGUGCUCAUCUCGCUGCUCGCGCCGCUUGCCUUCCACCUGCCCGCAGACUCCGGCGAGAAGGUGUCGCUGGGCGUCACCGUGCUGCUGGCGCUCACCGUCUUCCAGCUGAUCCUGGCCGAGAGCAUGCCGCCGGCCGAGAGCGUGCCGCUCAUCGGAAAGUACUAUAUGGCCACUAUGACCAUGGUCACAUUCUCCACAGCGCUAACCAUCCUUAUCAUGAACCUGCAUUACUGUGGUCCCAACGCUCGCCCGGUGCCAGCCUGGGCUCGGGCCCUCCUGCUGGGACACCUAGCAAAAGGCCUGUGUGUUCGAGAACGAGGAGAACCCUGUGGGCAUUCCCAGCCAGCCAAGUCAUCUCCUAGCCCCCUGCUUCCUACUGUCCCCCCAGCAGGCCCUUGCCACGAGCCUCGGUGUCUUUGCCACCAGGAAGCCCUCCUGCAUCAUGUAGCCACCAUUGCCAGCACCUUCCGAAGCCAUAGGGCUGCCCAGCGCCGCCAUGAGGACUGGAAGCGCCUGGCUCGUGUGAUGGACCGUUUCUUCCUGGGCAUCUUCUUCUCCAUGGCCCUGGUCAUGAGCCUCCUGGUGCUGGUACAGGCCCUGUGAAAGGCUGGAGCACCUCCAGGCAGGGAUGGCAAAGGCCAGGUUAGUUGUUGGUCCUCAGAUAGACUAAUCCCUCUCUACUGCUGUUAAGAAUCUGGAACACCCUGGCCCAGCAUACUAACUUCACGACCCAUGAGAACUCUUGUUGUCUACAAAUUCUAACUAAGGGAAAUCCAGAGCCUGCCACCCACUAAUUCCUAAAGUGUAGCCAGGCGCUGAUGGCUCAUGCCUGUAAUCCUAGCUACUAAGGAGGCUGAGAUC